Molecule: messenger RNA, 2789 nt
Organism: Austrofundulus limnaeus
Lineage: Eukaryota; Metazoa; Chordata; Actinopteri; Cyprinodontiformes; Rivulidae
Gene: ndc1
Product: NDC1 transmembrane nucleoporin
Exons: 18
Coding region: 95-2101 (668 amino acids)
Biological process (GO): nuclear pore organization
Cellular component (GO): nuclear pore transmembrane ring
Molecular function (GO): protein-macromolecule adaptor activity
Source: RefSeq, a predicted model, not a curated record
CAUGUGGCGCGAUGUGGGAAACUGAGGGUAAAUAGUUUGGCAGCCGGGGAGCUUAAGCUCAUUGUAUCACCAAGUAAUUUUUUUAAAGACAAAUAUGAUGUUUUCUACAGAGACAAGUUGUUGGUUCAUCCGCAAGGUAAUUUGCUGGAGAGCUACAGCCAGCAUCGCUUGGUCUGUCCUCCUGUUACCACCCACCACUGCAGUUUUUGUGAUACUCAGCAGGUUCAGUCUUUUUCAUCCUUUCCAGACAAUAUCAGAAUGUUUGUCUCUGCUGAUGAGCGCCAGUUCAGUUUUCUCCCUCAUACUGCUUGGUGGAGUGAUCAUCAUGGCUGGAUUCCUGACCCUGGAGUAUUACACAGUAAUCCCAACUAUUGCCUGCUCAAAAAUCGCAUUGCUGGGUCAGCUGCUCCACCCUCGGCAGUUUAUCAACUCCCUAGCCCACUGCCUCAUGGGUAUAAUUGUAGGCUGGUGUUGUGCCAUCACCAUAGGUUGCAGAUAUGAGAUGCUUGGCUACCCAUGCAAAAAUAGUGACGGUUAUCCUCAAAUGUGUGUGAAUGAGUAUCAUCUCAUCAUUUUGCUGGCGGGGGCCUUUGUUGGAUUUUCUCACAGUCUGCUUGGAGUGAUUCACAACAUAAAUUACAUCUCCUUUCAAACUGUUCAGCAAUACAAAUACUUUCGCUUCAAAGGAUCCCUGCCAUUGGUGGUGAUGUGCAGCGCCACUCAAGCAUUUUACUCUAUCAAGAACUACGUUGUUUUAUAUUUCUUUCUAGGAUACAUUCCAAGAGCAUGGAUCUGCAAAACUCUGAAUCUACAUUUGGACAGCUCCAUCCACCCCCUCGACAGCAUUGCCGGACUGCUGGACCUUUCCCUGCUCUACCACCUCUGGAUCAGUGCCACCUUCCUCCUCUUCACGUGGUACAUCACACUGCUGCUCUUCAGGAUUUUUGUCACUGAGGUGUACACUUUUCCUGUGCAGUCGUCCUUUACAGAAGAUUCCCACCAGUGUCUUCCCAAAGUUAUUACUGAGAAGCAGCCAAUGAUCUUAAAGUUUCUAGCUCUGCAGGACUUGGCACUAUUGUCUCAGCACUCUCCAUCACGACGCAGCGAAGUCUUCAGUCUCAGUCAGCCAGGUGGGCAUCCUCAUAAUUGGAAUGCCAUAAGUAAAGAGUGUCUGGCUCUUCUGGCUGAUCUGACUCAGAGACUUGUGGCCUAUCAUGAAACUGUAGCAACCAAUGGCAGAGCGAAAACACUGUCCAAUGGGAGUGAAAGGAAAAUCUCAUCUGAAACAUCAAGUACAGAAGACAUGAUGAGUCCAAGGCCCACUUUUCUAAUGAAAACUCCGACUUCAGUCUUUGCCCGUUCCGUUGGAAGAAGCUCUCAGAGCCCGCUGACAAUACCGUUCACUCCUGACCUGGACAGCCCUUUUGCUUCUCCCGCCCUGCGACGUCUCGCUGCGGCACCGGAACAGGGCUCACCAUGGCACGGGUCAGUGCAGAGCCCACAUGUCAUGAGAAAAGCACCAAAACUCUGGUCCACUUCCACAGCAGAUUCCCUUUUCAAUGGCAGCCCCGAACCUACCCCAGCAUCGGUUCCCAGUCCCAAGAAGGAAGCCACCAAACCAAGUUUUCUGGUUCAGUUUCUUCAGAACAGAAAAGAACAGGUUAAAAGUUUCUUGGCAAAGCGAGUGCUGAUAAUGUAUUUGUUUACCAAGCUCCCAGAAGCCUCCAGUCAGGCUCUUUUUGCUGACAGUCAGGCUCACAUCUGGGCAUUGGAAGGGCUGUCUUAUCUUGUUCAAGCCUCCUUCACAGAAGAUCAGUUUGGGGUGGUUCAAACUACAUUACCCAGCAUUCUUAGCUCUAUGCUACUCUUACAAGAGGCUGUGGACCGACACUUCAAGCUGCCUCACGCCUCCAGUAAGCCCGUCAGGUCGACCAGCACCAUGGGAGACUCCACCUACAAAACACUGCGCUUUGCUCUCAGGGCCACACUCAAGACUGCCCUUUACAGGAUAACAACCACGUUUGGAGACCACUUAAAGGCUGUGGAGAUGUCUGCAGAGCACCGGAAAAGAUUGCAGCAGUUUUUGGAGUACAAGGAGUGAGACUGUUCAGCCUGGCUACAACUCCUUUAGUUUCUUACAGUCUGUGUUUGAACACAUGAACUAAAAACGAAACAAGUGAAAACUUCUGGUCUCGUUUUAAAUACCAGUACUUGUCUGCAUUAUGGUGAAUUGUUUGACAGGAUGGAUCUAUUACAUGCACAUGUCACAAACAGGAAGUGCAGCUUGCAGAUUCAGACUACAACAGCCUUGUGUUUUGAAGAUGAAUUAGCUCACUGUUCAAGCAGCUCUUUCAAAAAAGUAUUUUUUUUUGUAUUAUAAGUGAAGACUUUUUAAAAUUGUAAUAUGCAAAGGGCUGCUUGUGCCACUUUUUUUGUUUCAUCUUUCAGCAGUUUUAUUUUGUACAUGAACAAAUGGGUUGUGUUGGCAUCUGUUUUUAUUUUGAUGUCUACACUUUCAAAGGUGUUUAAAAUCUGUUCUGAAGAUGUUUUCAUAGAUCUAGUCUUUGUUCAGGUCAUCUGUCUAACUGUGAAUUCAGUUCAGUCAGACUUGUGUUUGAACAAGUUGGGAAUGUUUGGCCUUCUGUUCAAGACUAGGCUGUCGUGUGAUUUUGGCACAGAUUUGAUGCAACUGGUUGUGAUUUGAAGAGGUUUUUGUCGCUGCUGGUAGGAGUUUAAGUUUCUACUCAAACUUGCUGAAUAAAAAUAUUUUCAAUAAAUUCUCAUCUGUA